Messenger RNA from Galdieria sulphuraria, 1115 nucleotides. Its product is annotated as alcohol dehydrogenase. The record is from RefSeq and is a predicted model, not a curated record. NCBI's taxonomy places the organism in Eukaryota, Rhodophyta, Bangiophyceae, Galdieriales, Galdieriaceae. The transcript has a single exon. Bases 24 to 1040 code for a protein of 338 amino acids. Gene Ontology annotation, molecular function: oxidoreductase activity; zinc ion binding.
AUUUCUAACGAUACUGAAUUUGCAUGAUGAUGAACGCAGCAGUCUUGAAAGAGUUCAAUCAACCUCUAUCCAUUGAAAAGGUCCCUGUUCCUCAACCUGGAUUUGGACAAGUUCUUAUGCAAGUAAAAGCCAGUGGAGUAUGCCAUUCUGAUGUUGAUACUUGGGAAGGCAAUCGACCCAUCAAACCUAAACUUCCCUUAAUACCUGGGCAUGAAGGUGCCGGUGUUGUGGCUCAAGUAGGUCCUGGUGUCGAUUUUCUCAAAAAAGGUGAUAGAAUUGGAGUUCCAUGGCUCUAUAACGCAUGUGGGCGUUGUGAAUUUUGUUGUCAAUCAAUAGAGACCGUAUGUCCUCAUCAAGAAUGCACUGGAUAUACCAAAGAUGGUAGCUUUGCAGAAUACUGUGUAGUUGAUGCAAAAUAUAUUGGUCGGUUGCCAGAGAAUGUAGAGUUUACUACAAUUGCUCCAGUUCUUUGUGCUGGUGUCACUGUUUACAAGUCAUUAAAAGAGACGGAGACUCGUCCAGGUCAGUGGAUUGCCAUAGUUGGAGUUGGUGGUCUUGGUCAUCUCGGCAUUCAAUAUGCAAAAGCUAUGGGUAUGCAAGUCGUUGCAGUAGACAUUGAUGAUUCCAAAUUACAAUUGGGAAAGAAAUGUGGAGCAGACAUUAUUAUCCAUUCGAAUAGAGAAAAUGCAGUGGAUCGAAUACAAAAAGAAAUAGGAGGUGCACAUGGCGUUGUCGUUACUGCAGUAUCUCCCAAAGUAUUUCCACAAGCAAUUGGAAUGGUUCGUCGUGCGGGUACUGUUGUGUUGAAUGCAUUACCUCCAGGAGAUUUUCCAUUGAAUAUCUUUGAUGUCAUAUUGAGAAGAGUCACUGUACGAGGAUCUAUUGUCGGAACGAGACAAGACUUACAAGAGGCAUUGGAUUUUGCUGGUCGAGGAGUUGGUCUUCCAGAAGUACAUAUAAGAAAGCUUAAGGAAGUGAACGAUAUCUUACAUGAUAUGCAACAAUUCAAAGUUGUUGGAAGAAUAGUGCUAGAGUUCUAAAUAAUGAAUGGUGUGAUGUCGAAAAAUUAUGUUUUGUUUGUCUUUGUGUGGCUUGAUAAACAACUGGUUCAAUCC